Molecule: messenger RNA, 3361 nt
Organism: Lobosporangium transversale
Lineage: Eukaryota; Fungi; Mortierellomycota; Mortierellomycetes; Mortierellales; Mortierellaceae
Exons: 1
Coding region: 106-3315 (1069 amino acids)
Molecular function (GO): protein binding
Source: RefSeq, a predicted model, not a curated record
CUUUUUCUUUAUCUUUUUUAAAAAUUUUCACACCCAUCCACCUCCCCAAUCUACUCAUAGAUAUUCAUCUCAGAACAAAUUACACCCUACAACACAACAAAUACAAUGUCAGGGAAAGACAGCCCUGCGAGUGUUGAUGCUUCUGUUGGCGUACCCCAGCCUUCAUUCAACCCUUUAUUUACUUCAUCUUGUUCCUCGUUUGAGCUCGUCUACGACAACGACCCUGCUGACUCUGUACCAUCCAGAGAAGACUUAAUCAUCUACAAUAAAUGUGUCUAUGACAGUAACAAUUCUGACUACUACACUGGCUAUAGCGAUGAUUACGAAGACAAAGACGAUGAGGACGAUGAGAACAGUGAAGUUGAAGACGACGAAAUUGAGGUGCGUUUCAAUACCAGUGAUUCUGACAAUUUUGUAUAUUCGCCUAUAACAGGAUUCGAACAAGUGACACUUUCAGUUUACGACGACGACAGCGGAGAUGAUGUACUCAGCUUGGAUGGCUCAGAGGACGCAGCCCCAUCCACCCCAACCCUUGAACCUAUCCUAUCCAACGCAACCAAGCACAGGAGGGCCAGGGAUACAAAGGCGCUCGACAAACCCGAUUCAUCAUUCCUCUUCAAGCUCCCAUCUCCGCUUGUCCAUACUAUCUUUUCUUAUCUUGAUAUCUCCACCAUUCACUCCUCCUUGGUUGUAAGUAAAAGCUGGUUUCAGUUCGCUGCCUCUCACCUUUAUCGGGACCCCUUCCGUAGCCUGGAAAGAAGCGCGGGCAUUUAUGCAGAAUUUCAGGGUGAAAGCAAUAAUGUCAUCAACAACUCUUUAGUGGCGCCGCAGCUACGCUCUGAGCAUGAACGACUCCUUGUACGUCUCUUGCUACGGUCCAUCUGCUGCCCAAGUGAACCAGGUGAAGAGGUUGUGAUCGCUGCAGAAGAAGCCGAUGACGUCCUUGGGCUAUGCCGCCUGAUCGAUUCAAAAGGUGUCGAGAUCCGUACCACUGUCAAUUAUAUGCGUUUCCUUGAGGUUUUCGACUGGGCACCUUGGCAGCGUUAUCUUGACUACUGGUUUGAGUUACGCACCAGCUUUGAGGCUUUUAAACAGACCAUCCAUCAAGAUAAUCGCGAUAGCGCCGACGUCGAGGCUUCUGGCGUACCUCCAAUAAGGAGGACGUCUGAUCCUCAUGUCUCGCCAGCUUUGCUUCAACCCUUCCGUUUCUCGUACCAUACAAUAUUUGACUGGUUUGCGGAGAACCCAAACCCACGUGCGAUUGUUUUUCAUGAAGUUCUUGAUUUGCCGCCACAGGUCAUAGCGCAGCUGUCCCGAUGGACUACACUUCGCUUCAAUCACACAACCAAGAGCUAUUCUGUCGAUCAACCCCUGAUCAGCCAAUUGUCAUUCAACCACUUGAAUCUAAUACAGGCUCUUGUUGAGCACGAGAAUGCGGGCGAUACAGCAGUGAUGGAUGGUAACGGGAUCGAAAGGGAGAACAGCCAUCAGCUUGAUUCGAGCCGCCGUGGGAUUCGUCAUUUACAGCUACCACCUCUUCGUUAUAUUCAAGGAGAACAGGCUGAGCGCACGGGGGACCAGAUUUUAAUGUUAUUGACGACCAGACACCUCGUCUCCUUGGACACAAGUGAGCUUCCUGAAUGGCAAUCUCAUAGCACAAGCAUACCUUCAGAGUAUUUGCAGCAUCUCGUUCGAUAUACAGACUUGCGAAGAACAUGUGGAGGAUAUUCUCCGCAAUUAUUUUUGAGACGGUGUCCCAAGCUGGCAGAAAUUGAGAUGGUCGUGAAUAGUAUGCAUGAAGUCGACUUUAUUACCCCUCGUCCAGUUAUCCGUCUUUACACGGGCGAUGUUAAGCAAGAAGACGGGUCCAAAGGAGAAGAAACUUCGAUAUAUCGAGAGAUGGAUCAGAUGAGAAUAUCCACUUUGACGUUAACAGCAUCAUCAUCAUCCUCCUCAUCACCAUCAUCACAGCCAGCUACCCCGCCAACCCAGCAGGCUAUUCGAGUAGCCCGACUGUACGUCCGUAAUAGUCUAGAGAUUCCUCACGUCCUCCGACAGAUGGUCCAAGGCUUCAGCCACACUUUACGAAGGCUCAUUGUUGUUCAUGCUCCUGUUAAUUUCCGACUAUACUUCAGUCACUCUGCAAUCAAGGCCAAUUUCGUCAUUCAUCCUAGUUCUUUUGCAAUGCCCCAUUUGGAGGAGUUGCAGUUGUUCCUCACGAGACGUAUGCGGCUUCAAGGCAGAGACCCCUUUGGUGCUUGUCCACGGCUCCAACGUUUAAGUUUAUUUGGAGAAGGGCUAACUAUCGCAGACUAUGGCUGGAGAGUGCCUGAAACAAUUCGAGAGCUGGUAAUUGAUGGAUAUAGUAUUCGUGCUUCCUUUGAUUUCAAAUGCCUCAGCACAACACAGCUCAGCUCUCUAUCACUGCUCCACGGGAACUUGUCGUGGACAGAGCCCCAUUCCUGGGCUAACUUUUGGACAAACCCCACUGAAAGCUGUGUCUUUAAGAAUCUCAGGACUUUGAUCCUCGAGAAGUCCUCAGCAAUGUCAUUUCAGUUUGAGUGGCUGGCCCAUUUCUCGGGUUUGGAGACCUUGAAGAUAUUCGGAUUGAAUUACAGUCAUAUCAGUCAGCUAUGCUAUCCACUCGAUAGUGAAGAUAGUGCACUUCCCAAUCGUGGGCAGCUAUUAUUAAGGCUAAUUACCCAAAUGGCCCAGCCUCAUACAUCCUACGAUCAAGUAGCUUGCAAGAGCUUGAAGGAUUUUGGAUUUACUUUGGUUGAUAGGAGCAAGAAUCACUUUGGUAGCGACAAUCCAAGCGCCUUGGAUACGUCUGCUAAGCAACCUCAGGACAAAGCAAUUCAGAGAAACACCGCAGAGCUUCGGGAUCAAUUGGGCCUUAUGCCAUUGAUCACACCUGAUGAUGAUAGUAAUAAGAAUGAUGAUGGCGAUCAAAGCAGAAAGCACAUUAACGACGGGGACAAAGAGCCGGAUAUUUUCGCAAAGAUUACGGGAGAUCUGGAUUGCGCUCUUUUGGUACUCUUACAUCGAUAUUGUCCCAACGUGGAGCGACUCUCAUUCAACACGCUUGAUCCAAACACUCGGCUUCAAAUGGAGACAGUGAUUGCGCUCAAGACUUUGUUCCCACGGUUGACCCGUUUCAGGGAUGAGUCUUUUAAAUUAAACCAUGCUGGGGAGAGAGCCUUGGCACGUUUUGAUUUCCAUCGUCGAUUCUAUGCAUAUUUGCCCAACAGAAAAUGGGAGGAUUGUGUCUAUCAAUUCGAUCAAGUGGAUUUUUUGCGCCUCCUUUCAGUGUGAAAGAUAAAGUGGUUACCCAAUAAGCAUGCUGAGCGUUAAAUAAAUG